Molecule: messenger RNA, 2753 nt
Organism: Larimichthys crocea (large yellow croaker)
Lineage: Eukaryota; Metazoa; Chordata; Actinopteri; Sciaenidae
Gene: irak4
Product: interleukin-1 receptor-associated kinase 4
Exons: 11
Coding region: 216-1613 (465 amino acids)
Biological process (GO): protein phosphorylation; signal transduction
Molecular function (GO): magnesium ion binding; ATP binding; protein serine/threonine kinase activity
Source: RefSeq, a predicted model, not a curated record
AAGGUGGAGACUCUCACUCACAUGCUGUGUUACGUUUGGGGAAGUUGCUCAAUAUGGGAAAGUACAGACUUCACUGAGCGCUUCGUUCAUGUUCUGUGUUUUUCCGGGUUUACUCAAUGGGAAGAUUAAAAAAACGCAAACAACGGAGUUGUAAAUUGUACAGCAUGUCAGAUUAAAUCUGCUCAGUCAAUUCGUGUCAGUGUUUUCUCGCUAUUAUGAAUAAUUCAAUAACUUCCGCUACUUACAUUCGUAACCUCAGUUAUAGUGUACGCCGCAAGCUGUCCGACUUCUUGGACUCUCAGGACAACUGGAAAGAUGUUAUUGUCUCCAUACGGAAGCCCGGUGGAGACCUCAGGUACUCUCAGCACCAUGUGAGGAGGUUUGAAGGCCUUGUUGCACAGGGUAAAAGUCCCACAGUGGAGCUGCUGGCUGACUGGGGGACCACCAACUGCACAGUGGGUGAUCUUGUGGACAUUUUGAAGAGUCACAAGUUGCUGGCUGCUGCUAAUGUUCUGUUACCUGUGGCAGAUGACAUCCCAUCAGAGCCACAGCAAGUGUCUUCAGCAGCAGGAACAUACAGCACUCUCCCCACAAUGGUACUGGAGGCCACAGAAACACAGCCAGCACCACCAGCACAACCUGCCACCACUGUCCUGCAGACACAGAUUCUACCGGACAGUAGUGACACGAGUCACACAGGUUUCUCCAGUUUCUUGUACAAUGAGUUGAUGAGGAUUACAGGAAACUUUGAUGACCGUCCCGUAUCAGAUGGCGGCAGCAGACUUGGAGAGGGAGGCUUUGGCACUGUAUACCAAGGUCUCCUGGAUGCCAGACCGGUCGCAGUGAAAAAACUGAAUCCAAUAGACGACGUCCCCCUGGAGGAGCUGCGAGUUCAGUUCAACCAAGAAAUCCAAAUUCUACAAACGUUGAGACAUGAAAACUUGGUCGACAUGGUUGGAUUUUCCUGUGACGGACAGUACCCAUGUUUGGUGUAUGCCUUAAUGGCCAAUGGUUCUUUGCUCAACCGACUAGCCUGCAUGCAGGGAACUCCUCCACUGUCCUGGCGACAGAGAUGCUCGAUAGCCGAAGGGACAGCGAGAGGCUUAGACUAUCUGCACAACAACCAUCAUGUCCAUAGAGAUAUUAAAAGUGCAAACAUCCUGCUGGAUGAACAGUUUGUGGCAAAGAUCUCAGACUUCGGGCUGACAAGAGCAUCGGCUAAGCGGACAUCAACGACGGUGAUGACGGAGAGGAUUAUGGGCACCAGUGCAUACAUGGCACCUGAGGCCCUAAGAGGAGAGAUCACACCAAAAUCUGACAUCUUCAGCUUUGGAGUGGUGUUGUUAGAAAUAUUGUCUGGACUCCCGCCAGCCGAUGAAAACCGUGAGCCGCAGCUCUUGAUGGAGGCGAGGUAUGAUAUAGAAGAUGAGGAAGAUGAGCUGACUUUGGAGGACUUCUUGGACAAAAAGAUGGGAGCCUUGGACAUGGGCCAGGUGCAGAGUGUCUACUCUUUGGCCUGUAAUUGCCUCGAGGAUAGGAAAAACAGACGGCCAGUCAGCAAACAGGUCCUCUUGGAGCUUCAAGGAGUCGUAAAAAACGUUUCACUGGAUUAAAGCACAGGGGUGAAGCGUAGCAUCCCAGAGAAGACUUUGAGCCAGCUCCAGUCACACAGUGACAAAUACAUUUCAUUCAGCAGAUUUGCAGAAAUUAAUGUUGACUGUGACAAAUGUAUUGUUUUGCAACAAUCUUUCUCUGUAGUAAUGAACUGUAUUUUUUUUAUCAGAAGCAUGUAGCUUAGUUUUUUACUGUGCAAGUAUUACAACUACUCCAAAGUGUGCCGUUACAUCACAUUUUGAUGGCUUAAUAUCUUGAAAAAGCUGAAAACCGUUAUUCUAGCCAGUGUUUCUGUCGUGUAUUUAUUAUGAAGACAAAUGAAUGAAUGAAUGAAACACUGUAUGAUUUAAAUAUUUUUUUAUUUUUCUUCUUUAAAAGAAAGAUUUGUAAGAAAACAAAUAAGACCAAACAUGAUUUUUUUUUUCUCCUUCCUAUUAUAAUGACAUUGUAUGAAUAUAAAGGGCUUUUCCCUUCGAACAUGAGGUGAGCUUAGUAGUUUGCCUAAUAAUAAUCAGUAGAUCAGUGGAUGUGGCAACAUUUUGAUCAAGGUAAAGUAUUCCCUUUCCUAUCCGGUUUCUUAGGUUCCCUAUUGUGUGGGAGCCCGGCAAAGUUUGAGUAGCUUCCUCUCAGUGAAAUAUGAGAUGGAUUGACGUAAUAUUUCUGGAAGCCCCUGUUCUUUCUUUCCACUUGUGAUCCUCACCGACACAGACAACCACCAGAACAGACCAGACUGUUUCUUAAUCAUAGAGCAUCACACAGCUACAAUAUGUACAUUUACAGCACUUGCAUAGAAAAAUAAGUUUCUCAGCAGAUGAUUUUUUUUUCAUGUAAACCACAGUUAUAUAUCAAAAAAGAAGUCAAUUUUCCAAUAUAAAAUGCACUGUUAAAAUGAAUCAAUAGACACAGGUGGGAUAAUUAUAUCAUCUCUGCUUUGGAGCACCUUGUGCAAACACGAGGAGACAAAUUUCAAAACAUUAGACACAAAAACAUUAAUUGACACGGACUUAAGGAAUGCAAGUUAAGAAUUGGAGCAUGUGAACUAAAAAUGGGGGGGGGGGUUAAUCAUAUUGGCGCAAGUUCACAUUCAUCGCACUGACAUUUCUAAAGUCUUAGAGCUGGCAACAAUGUAAAAACCUCAA